UCUCCGCGCCACCAGCCCUCGCUCUGCUCGGGCUUAACGACAUUAGUGAUGAUGGCAUUCGUGCAGAAGUAUUCACGCACGAGCAAGUGUUUGAUUUGCUGUUAAAGACAACAAAAGGAAGCGGAAUGUGUCUUGGAUAUGUGAUUAACAAUUUAAAUGGGAAAAAACCCAUUCGGUAAGGCAACGACACGCCGAGCGCACGGACAUCAUCAGUAGGCUUGACCUCUCCGAAAGCCAACACGAUUCAAUUAUACAUUAUACAAGAAAAGAAGACUAAGAAGAAAAAAAACAACAAGACGCAAACGCAUCUACCUGAAAUGCUUAAGAACAAGUUGAUCGAUUAAAAGUAGAGACUCUCUUGUUCGCCCUUCGUGAUACAGGUGGGCGGAGGAGGAGCCGUGAUUUCCGUGUGGUGGGGGAUAAGAGGACAAGGGAGGAAUAACGAAGAAGAGGAAGGCACAGCCAACAACAAAAAAAAGGUAUAAAGGGAGUCACAGCGAGUGAUUUUGGAAUCUAUUGUGCGUUCGCUAUUCAGGAAACAGGUUCCGCACCACGGACAAGUGCCUUUUUGUAUUUGUAUUCCGAACACACAUACACAUAAACAUGAAGACCCUUGCGCUGAUCUUCACGCUUAUUUUGGCGGCCCAAUGCCAAGAUGCGACGACUACUACCACCUUGCCGGAGACGACGAUGGAAGUAACGACAGCACUCCAACCCAUUGCCGAGGUGAAGAACAAAACGCUCUCGGAAUUGGUGAAGGAGCAGACGGAGACAAUCAAGAAAAUCCUAUUGGAAAAUAAGCAGUACCCGGAGAUGAAAGAGAAAGCGCCCAGCAAGGUGCUCACGAAGCAGGAGAAGGAAAAGCAAUCCAUCGAGGAGUUGCGUUUGAAAUGCAUGAACUUCUUCAAGCUGGGCUUCGGAGGAAGCACGACGACGACAACGCCGAAACCGAUCCAAACCAUAAUUCCGUUCGGGCCUGUAAUGAAGCCCGAAUUUCUGAGACCGAAACCCGUGGAGAACGGGAAUUUCUUCUACAUCGCGCAUCAACCAGCGGAUGUCUUCGGCUACAGAACCAACAAUAAAUUGGGCGAAAGAUUGGAACCAUCUGCGAGCGAAAUCAACGAAGAGUUCACCGAGAAACCGUUCACCACCAUCUCCCCAGUCAUGGAUGAAACAGCUACGAACGUCGAGAAAUUCGAAGCCGUCACCGGAGCCACCCCCAAUCAAAAGUACAAGUACGUCAAACUGGAGCCUCUGGUCUUGCAGAAAACUAUGUUAACCAAUGGUAAGACCUACUUUUACUGGUACAAACCAUUGCCCAGCACUCAGAGUUUCGUCCAGAUCCCCGACAUUCCCGAAAACGAGAACGUCGAAACCGUCGCCCAACCCCAGAGUCAAUCCAACCAGGUUCCUCUUCCAGCCCAAUACCAAUACUACCUAGACCCGAAGACCGGAUCGAUCAUCCGCAACUCGAAGCCACCCCAGCCGACAACCACAGAAACCCCGAAAGAAUCCUACAAUCCAGCACCAAAAUUCUACAUUAACCCGCAAACCGGAAUGAUCUACCAGCACGCCAACCCGCAAAUCGUCCAGCAACAACAAAUCGAAACGCAAACCGAGAAAGUCCCCGAUUACACAAUAACCUACCAACAAACCGAAGCGGAAACCCCGAAACCACAAGUCCGUUACAUGAUUCCCAUGCUCCUUGCCACCAAGGAAGAUCUGGCUAAACUUCAAAACAAUCCCAAGAACCAAUUCAUGUUUUUCCCGAGCUACCCCAAAGCUGCGGACGCUUGAAACUCGUAGUUAAUUAAAAACCGUAGUCAAUCAGAAGACUGACUUAAAUUUUAAGUAGUUAUUUGUACAUUCUUAUUAACUAUAGCUCCGAUCACAAAACUUGAACGAAUCGGAGAUGCUUUCGCAAAUAGCUUUAAGACGAACGAGUCUCUUGACGACUUUAAUUUAUUGCAU
Nicrophorus vespilloides is the source of this 1971-nucleotide messenger RNA. RefSeq lists its product as uncharacterized. The record is from RefSeq and is a predicted model, not a curated record. NCBI's taxonomy places the organism in Eukaryota, Metazoa, Arthropoda, Insecta, Coleoptera, Silphidae. The transcript is spliced from 4 exons. The coding region runs from base 604 to 1797 and encodes 397 amino acids.